Messenger RNA from Corythoichthys intestinalis (scribbled pipefish), 1498 nucleotides. RefSeq names its product probable H/ACA ribonucleoprotein complex subunit 1-like protein. The record is from RefSeq and is a predicted model, not a curated record. Gene Ontology annotation, molecular function: calcium ion binding; calcium-dependent protein binding. The transcript has 4 exons. Bases 12 to 896 code for a protein of 294 amino acids. Lineage: Eukaryota; Metazoa; Chordata; Actinopteri; Syngnathiformes; Syngnathidae.
UUAUUGUUUGUAUGCAAGUGGUAAUUUGUCAUCAGGUUUUUGUGUUGGCUUUAAAAGCAGAUUCCACAUGUUCCACACACACCAUCCCCAUUGCUGAACCAGACAAGAUCUCAAAAGACGUACCGAAAAGGCUUCUUUUCCCUACCAAAUCAGGCAUGCCUCGUUUCGAUAGAUGCAUUGACGAUAUCCUCGAUUUAUUCGAUGAGUACGCCAAUGACGAAAGUGAAUGUUUGAGCAGAGAUGAGUUUAAGCAACUGGCAACCAGCAUAUUGGAAUCCAAAGAAUAUUGUGGAAAACUCGAGUCGGUUGAUCUCGAUGAAUUGUUUGACAAGCUAGAUACAAACAAUGAUGGAGAGCUUAACUACGAAGAGUAUGUCAGAUGCCUAGGAGAAUUGAUUGUAUGUUUCCGCAAGAAGAAUGGCAGAAGGGGUAAUAAGGGUGGCUGCAAAGGUGGCCCAGACAUGCCUCCCAUUUGCGAAUGCAUUAAUGAUAUCACCGACUUCUUCGAGACGCACUCGACUGAUGGCAGUGAUUGUUUGAACAAGGAGCAGUUUAAGACACUAGCAACCAGCGAAAUUAAUUCCUCCUAUUUUUCUGGGAAACUCGAGCCAAGUAAAGUCGACGAGCUGUUUGACAAGUUGGAUACAAACAGUGAUGGCGAGCUUACCUUCAGAGAGUAUAUCAAAUGCAUUGGAGAAAUUAUGAAAUGCAUGCGCAAGAAGACUGGUAGGAGGUUCGGCAGAGGUGGCAGAGGCGGCAGAGGUGGCAGAGGCGGCAGAGGCGGCAGAGGAGGCAGGGGUGGCAGAGAUUGUAGAGGGAGCGACAGCGAUGGUGACGAGGGUGGCAAAGGCAAGGGAGGCAAGGGUGGAAAGGGUGGCAGGGGCAGUGAUGAUUAGUGAAAUGUCUGCAAUCAUCAGUCAUUUACUAGCAAUUUCUCUUUUCUUGUGAGCAAUGCCAACACAAGUAAAUAAAUAAACAAUAAAUAUCAUAUCUCUACUCCUGUCUUGUUAUUUAAUAUUCCUAUUACACACUCUUAGAACUCUUAGAGUGUACAUUGCAGCUUCACCAAUUGUCAUGCUAUAUAUCCCAUGGUGUCAUAUUAUUGUAUGCCAGCCUAUGUUAUGGGCAGAAUAGUGGAAGGGAUAAAUUUACAGUUUUAAGGUACGGAAUUGGGAUUUUUGUUGAAGUUUGCUUUUUCUCUCCCUGCUUUUGUGGGUUUUCUUUGAGUUGUCAGAUAAUCGGAUCAAGUAAUGUUAUAUCUCUUCAUAUCAUUCCAUCUUCAUGCUUUUUUUCUUGCCAUUGCCACGGGCGCAAAUAGGCAUGUCAGAAAACAGUUCAAGUAAAUGCCCUAAGCAACGGUAGAGCGGACGUACCUAAAAAAAAGGACAGUCUCUUUAUUGGCUGAUUCCUUGAUUACUGAAAAAGGAAACAAGCACCCAAAAUUAAUUUGUGCAGAUUUUUUUUAUUUUUUAUGAAAACUAUAGCCGAUGGAAAAAAA